This is a messenger RNA of Rhincodon typus (whale shark), 5747 nucleotides long. It is a transcript of the gene cobll1b, whose product is annotated as cordon-bleu WH2 repeat protein-like 1b. The transcript is spliced from 14 exons. The record is from RefSeq and is a predicted model, not a curated record. Gene Ontology annotation, molecular function: actin monomer binding. NCBI's taxonomy places the organism in Eukaryota, Metazoa, Chordata, Chondrichthyes, Orectolobiformes, Rhincodontidae. Bases 327 to 3842 code for a protein of 1171 amino acids.
GAAUUCUUAGGAAAUCUGAGCCUAACUAAUCAGUUUUCACUGGUCGAACUGCAGAAACUGACUAGCUGAAAGAACUCGCACUGUAUCAAGCGAUCGCAUUCACAAGAGAAGCACAUUCCUUCAAAAGAAGGAGUGGCUAGAUAAAGGAAAAUGCAGAGAAAUGCAGGUGUUUAAACUCACUGGACACCUUUCUCCCCCAACUCCGAUAAAGCGCAGCUGGACGUGAAGAGAAGUCGGGUCUUCCCAAAUUUCCUCGAACGAGGAAAGGCAAAAAGAAGUCUGCUGACGAGAAGGUUGGAAGAGAACUGUUGUAAAAACUUCGAACGAUGGAAAUGCAAGUAUCAGAAUCUGGGACUGCAACUCUGCCUUCUUCAGGCAAAAGAUCCAAGGCAAAAGCCCCAGCGCCACCAAUAAUCUCCAAGCAUGUUGAGAGUUCUUCAAUAAAUAAGAGCCUAGAGGGUGAAAGUAAAACCAUGGAACAGGAAAACAACAAUGUGAACACACACUUCAAUUUGACUGUGGUUCUGCCAGGAGGAGUGGAGCACUCGACCAGUAUAAAUGGAAGCACACCCAUGAUGGAUUUGUUGAUUUUCCUUUGUGGCAAGUAUCAUUUGAAUCCUUCAAAUCAUACAAUAGAAUUAAUGGGAAGGGAGAAGAAUCAAGUUCAGUUCAAGCCGAACACUUUGAUUGGAGCAGUUGAAGUGGAGAAACUUAUUCUAAAGCAGAAAAAUAUAGAAGAAAAGAAGACACCUAUAUCACUGGUGCCUGAGCAAACAGUACGUGUUGUAGUAAACUACAAGAAAACACAGAAAACUAUAGUGCGUGUUAGUCCUCUUGUUCCUCUUCAAGAACUAGUUCCAGUAAUCAGCAAUAAAUGUGAAUUUGAUCCAAAAAGCACUAUUCUCGUCAAAGACUUUGAGUCUAAGGAGCCCUAUGACUUAACAAAAUCUCUAAAGGAGCUUGGCAUACGAGAAGUAUAUGCAUUGGACACUAGUGUAGGAUUCUCUGAGGCUAAUUUUCAAGGUGGAUCCAUUCAGCAAGGACAGUUUCACAUUCCAGCAAAUGCAACUCUGGAGAAGGAAAACAAGGGAUUCUUCAACAUAUUUAGACUGAGUAAGAAGAAACGUGAAAAACCAGCAAGUGCACCUGCAACCCCACUAGUAAGUCAGCAAAGACCACUUGGCAUGAGCAGUGCAAGUGCUUAUUGCCCAACAUAUGAAUCUAAUACUUUGCCCUCAGAUCUUCCGAAGAAAAGACGAGCACCUGCACCACCGCUAUCUGUUUCACAGAGUUUUCCAAAAGAUUUAACUCAGCAAGCAUCAACUAGACCAACAUCAUAUGUUUUUCCAGAUGCUCCUGUCAAUUCUACUGAACAGGUCUCUCAAAACAUGACAGGUUCCAGCAGACAAAGAGUGGAGUCACUAAGUGGUGGAGUUGCAUCUACAAAAAAGACCAAAAGGAAGGCUCCCUUGCCUCCAACUAAAAUAGAAGACCAAAACACCCAAGAUAAUAAAUCAGAUUCUAAUCAAGGAUCAGUGGAUUUAUGUCCAAGUCCUGACACUGCAGAUAAGGCUUCUGCUAGUAAAAUACCAUAUACCUCAGCUGAUGAUCACGCUGGCAUUGGAUCGGAAUGUAACCUUGAAGAGAUUAUUGAAACAGAAGAAAUAAGAGCUGCAGACAUUGAUGAUACAAAAGAAGCUAUUGUUCAAAAAGCGGAAGAGGUGCUGUGCCCACCAAUUUCCACAGAUGGUACAUCCAGUUCUCAAAGUGUACAGACUUCAGAUCCUGCCAACUCGGAUGAGCAUUGUUCUUAUACAGUGACAAAUAAAGAAGCUGAUAUCAAAUCUGAGGGCAAAAUAAAUACAGCAGAAGAUGUGUGUCACCAAAUAGUGACAGAAAAGGGUAAAAAUUUGAUAACAAAUGUGGAUGUGGAUCUGUCAAUGGCAAACGCAAAUGUUGAAGAACCAGUAAUUGUGGAAAAUGUACGCAAUGAUAUGCAUCAGGGAGAUUCUGAUGGAAUUUCAACCAUGAGGACCAUGUUACCACCUGAUGAAGGAAUAGCAGGACAGUCUACUCAAACUCCAGAAGAAAAAAGCACUUGUAGUGAUGCAAGGACCAGUCCUGCGGCAAAACAUUCUGCCAAUUCUCAACCAUCAAAUGUAACUGAUAAAGACAAUCGAAAAAUUUCAGACACAGUGGAGAUCAACGAGCUGGAAAUUAAAAAAAAUAAUUCUGAAGAGUCUGAUAAAACAGUGGAUUUCCAGAAUGCCCAUUAUACAAAAACAACAGAGAGUACCGUUACCCUAACAUCUGAUACAACUUUGACAAAUACAUCAGAAAGUACUUCUGAACAAUACCCACAAGUCAAUAAUUUCACCGUUGCUCAGACGACACCAGCAAAGCAACAGAAUUAUGUGUCAUCAAAUACGUCUGCUGAUGCAACGGCACGCACACUUGCUGAUAAGCAGGAUAAGAUGUCUAUUAACCAACCAGCUACAGAAUCCUCCGCAUCCAAUGAUCCCCGUGCAUCAUUGCCAACCAAAGUUGCCACCAGAAGUCCAGAAAGUCCGACAAAGAUUCCAGUGCUAUAUAAGUGUGAGUCUGAGCCUAAGCCCAAGCCUUCAAAUGAAAUCACAAGAGACUAUAUACCAAAGAUUGGAAUGACAACCUAUAAAAUUGUCCCCUCAAAGUCAUUAGAAAAUGAAGCAUUUGUCACAUAUGGAGUCGUGCCAGUAGCUGAAAUAACAGAUCAGCAAAAAGGAUCUUAUGAUGUUGUCCCAGUGCCUGACACUUCAAAAGAGUCAACAAAGCUGCCUGGUACCUUAGAAGAACCUCUAACCAAUGUUAUAAGAGAGCUAACUGCUUUUCACCAAGGAGCUAAUUUUGAUAAAAGUGCUAAAGGGAAAUCCAUUAAUUCUGCCAUCCAAACUCAUCACCCAGAAACAACAGAUUCCAAAUUGCUUGCUGACAGUGAAGAUGGGCAAUCCAAGGUGUUAGUAAAUAGAAGAACCCAGAGUACUUCAGAGAGGAAAAUGAAGCCUGGAUCAGUCUUCCUCCAGCUGCAUAAAAGGAGCUCAGGACAAUAUGUUACCUCUGCACUUGCUAGAAGUUCUAGUUUACCUUCUCAAUCUAGCUUAGAUAGAGAUAACACAUUCUUACCAAAAGAAGAAAAUGGUGUGUCAGUUCAGGAAGUUAUUCCAACAAAUGCAGAUGAUCUAAAUGUUAUAAUUCCACCACCUCCAGAAUUUGCUGCAAUUUCUGAAGGGAAUGCCCAGAAAGAAUUGCCCAAAUCUGGGGAGACACCUAUAUCUCGACCUUCGAUACCUCCCAAAGUACCGAAGAAGCCAUCUAUUCGUGUAAAAUUAGAUGACACAAAAGCUGUCAGAACUACUGUUGUUGCUGCAAGAACAUACAGUCCUACCUCACCAUCACCUUUUGCUCUUGCGGUGUCUUCAGCAGUCAAGAAAACACAAACAAAUCCAACAUAUUGCUUUAAACCCAGGAGUGCUGGAAUGGAUUCAUCAACCCUGUCCUCUCCAAUUAAUUCUGCAGAAAGAGAAUUGCAUCCAGCUUUAACGGUUCAUAAUGAGUCCAGUCACAACAGCUUACCGAAACAGACUUUGUCUCCUGUAAGAGGGCCAGAAGUGGAUUGCUAUAUAAAAGUAGGAACUGAGGCACAGCACAUUCAACCACAGUUGCCAUCUCCUUUAAGUAAAUCAAAACCUGCUUUAAUUUCCCAAAUGAGUGAUCCAGGAGAAAUUCAUCAAGCUGUACUGGAUGCUAUUCGCUCAGGAGACGGAGCUGCCAAACUUAAAAAGGUGGACACACUUACCACAAUGUAACUACAUGCAUUAAUAAUUUACUAAAACUAAGUUGAUCAGCUUUAAUUUGAAAUUUAUUCAGUUACAACUGAGAAAUUGUCCAGCAAUUAUUAAACUCUGUAGUAUACAGUCACAAAUAUCUUCUUGCACUACAUUCUGCAAUUCACUGGAAUAUGAGGGGCCUUGGCUCAAAAUUGAUAGCUGUAAUUGUGAACCUGAAAAUACAAAUACCUGUACUAUAUAUAUGUUGUAUGUGAAAAUUAUGUGCACUUAUAACCAAAACAAUCUCAAUUUCACAUCUUUAAUCUAUCUUUCACUACAAAAUCAACAUUUUUGCAUACAGAUUUUACACUGUACAUAAAAAGAUAUAAUAAUAGUAAAAACACUUUUGUAAUAAGGACUAAAAUAUUUUAAAUGUAAUUGACAAAUAUAUGUUGCCAAUUUAUUUUUAAAUCCAACUACUGUCUUCAGCCUUUCUGGCUUUUAUAAUUUAGUGAUAUGCCCUCCAAUUGCUCAACAAGAAACCAGCCAAUAUUUGGUUCUCCUGAUGAGCAUUCAGCAGUGUUGUAUUUCCUUGUUGUAAUUUCAGGUCUCAGAUGUUCCCAAAACUAUGGGUUUAAUCUUUUUGGCCAAUGGGGCUAAGAUCAAGUUAGUAUGUAGGUGCAGGACACCUGGGAAAAACAGGGGAAGCCAUGUAGAUAUGCCAUCAGGUUAAUUUUCCAUGGUUAAGAAUGGACCAUGAUCAACAGCCUGUACUUCAGAGACAGGCAGCCGAGUGAGAUAAUUUAAGGUUCCAAUUAGUGGUGAUUUUCUAAGUACGCCAGUGUUUUGAUAUCUGUGGAGAUGUCCUUGCCAUGUAUAGAGGCUACCAUCACAAUGGAGGUGAGCUGCUUUUGGCAAACCGUAGAGCUCUCAGAGCUGGAGGGUCCACUUCCCGAAGGAGGGAGAUGUGGGCAUGAACACUCCUGCCUGCUGCCAAAAAUAAAAUCCACCUGGGAGGUUUUCCCCUCUGCUAUGAGAGGCCUGGUAGCUUUACCACUGAAAAGUUUUUAUUUAAAUGAACAUCUCCGAAGGCACCUCCAUGUCGAGGUAUCUUAUAGGCCUCAAAUCUGCCUCACCUUUCCUGUGUUGUGUGGAGGCUCUGAAUCUGCUUGCCUUCUGAUUGCUUUGGUAUCAUUGGGAACUCACGCACUGCCCUUAAUAGUUUAGUGAGCACAGAGGCAGCCAGUUAAAGAGGCCGUCACUGGGAAGAUUGCACCUUCAAAUUGCUGCCAGCAAAUGGGAACUUGGGGAUCGUCAUCUGGUGCCAACAUUGGGGUCUGAAAGCCUGCUGUAAAAUCUAGUCUUUUAAUGAACUCUUUACCUCUCCAGCAAUUAGAAGCAUUUAUAGAAUCAAUUAGCUGGCACUUUACUUCAAACUUAAAAGCCAAAUCAAUAGGUACUUGAUUGUGUCAUACAAAUAAAAGCAUAUCAAAUAUUUGGUGGAAGUUUUCUGUAGAUGGUAACUAGCUUGCACUCUUACUAAACUGUUACAAGAACAUCUGUCAUAUGAAGUGUUAUGCCAAGAAAUGAAUUAAAAUUGAUAUAUAAAUCUUCAGCUUUAAUGUUUCAAUUAUUAGUUUGAUUAAGAAAUAUCAGUUGAUGAAUUAUCUUUGAAGAAAAUGUUCAUAUAAAUGUGUAAUUAAUUUUGCUUAAUGUAGAAGUAAAAUGAAACAAAUGCAAAUAAUGUAUCUAAUAUUACUCCUGGAAACAAUUAAUUCAAUAUGUCUGUAUUCAAUACUUUACUCAGUCAUUGAAAAGCAAUUUUACAAUGGGGCAAUGGAAUUCUAAUGUAUAAAAUGUCUUAGGUUAGCCAAUUUAUAAUAAUGCUUGUCUUUGCAAAACUUAUGAAAUAUUUAUAUUGAAGUAAAAACACUGUCAAUAUGA